CACAUGAUGAAGGCUCCUGCUGGUGACAAUGACAGAGAUGUUCAAGGUUUCCACAACCCAUGCUUGAAUUCUUGAAGGGUUUUAGCAUUUUUUUUUUUUUUUUUUUUCAAUUUCUUUUUUUAGUAACUCCAAACACAAGUCAGACCCAGACAGACAGCUUCAACUGAGCUGCGGCAGCUGGUUUCUGAUCAGCGUCCCAGUCAGUUAAAGAAUGGACGUCACAAAAUUCAGACCGACUUUUACUUCCUAGUGCCCCGAGACAAAAUUUAACCUCAAGUGAGUGGAAGAUGUCUACAAGCAGAGGCUGUGAAAACACGAGCUCAGGUCAUACCCUGACCCUGCCCUGCUACAUCCUGAUCGGGGUUCUCUGCUCCACCAUCCUGUUGUUCACUCUGCUGGGGCUCGUGUGUCUCAGAAAAUAUCGCUCUUUGGUCCACACCAUUCGGGAGCUGCGGAAGACCAAGUUGUUGCUAGGUCCUGUCCCUGGGCUAGAACCUCCCAUCACACCCGUGAGGCCGCCGGGCCCAGCGCUACAGGAGGAGGAGCUUUCUCCCCAGACUCCCCCGCAGCAGCAGUGCAGCGCAGUCAGGCCCUCAUCCAGGAGGAUCUGGAGAAGCCUGCAGCAGGGUCCCCGUUUCACUAAGUCAGACCUGAACCUGCUGCAGCUGAUCAAAGCAGGGAAGGAGGGUGUCUUCUACCAGGCCAGGAUGACCAAAGGGACCUGUAAAGGCCACAACAUGUUCACGUGCAAGAUCACCAAGGAAGGCGUCCGUCCCAAGUAUGUGGACACAGAGGUCUCCAUCAUGAGGAAACUGGUGCACCACAAGAACAUCCUCCAGUUACUGGACUGGAACACAGCUGAGGAACCUUACAUCCUGAUCAUGGAGUACGUGAGCUACGGCACUCUAAGGACCUUCCUGCAGACCAACAGAGGCCACCUCAGUGCUGAUCCUGAACUACAGAGUCUCCUCACCAUCGCCUCUUACCACAUUGCUCUGGCCAUGCAGCACCUGCGCUCCAAAAUGAUUGUACACUGCGACCUGGCUCUGAGGAACAUCAUGGUCAAUAAGUUUCCCUGGGAAGUGAAAGUGGCAGAGUUCGGCCUGGCCCGAGACUUAACGCGCCUCACGAGUCGCCGCAGCACCCGCUGGAGGAACCCGCGGCAGCGAGUGCCGCUGCGCUGGUACCCACCUGAGUACUUCAAGAACAACUACUACAGCUUCAAGGGAGACGUGUGGGCGUUCGGCAUCGUGCUGUGGGAGAUGCAGACGUUUGGGACCUUACCUUACCCGAACCUGGAGACAACAGAGGCAGUGAUGUACCACAUCUGUGUGGGUCAUAAAAACGCAAACCCUGAAGGCUGCAGACCAGAGAUACUUCAGAUCAUGCAAGACUGUUGGCUGGAGCCAUACACUCUGAGACCCUCGUUCACAGACAUUGUCCGGAUGCUGGAGAACAUCAUGGAAACCGAUGCAGAUUAUGUGGAUGUUGAAAGUCCACAGCAUCUGGUGAAAGAUAAGGCCGAAUAUCACGAAGCUCGAUGUCUACGAGCAGCCAGCGUCACCUUGGAUGAUUAAGACCUCAUCUGAAUGAACUUCACUGAGUUCAC
Toxotes jaculatrix (banded archerfish) is the source of this 1609-nucleotide messenger RNA. RefSeq names its product tyrosine kinase receptor Cad96Ca. Gene Ontology annotation, biological process: multicellular organism development; positive regulation of kinase activity; cell surface receptor protein tyrosine kinase signaling pathway. Lineage: Eukaryota; Metazoa; Chordata; Actinopteri; Toxotidae. The record is from RefSeq and is a predicted model, not a curated record. Gene Ontology annotation, cellular component: signaling receptor complex. Gene Ontology annotation, molecular function: ATP binding; transmembrane receptor protein tyrosine kinase activity. The coding region runs from base 288 to 1577 and encodes 429 amino acids. The transcript has 12 exons.